CAACACCCUUUUUGUCAUUCUACUCCGGGAUAGCAAGAGAGGUGUGUGUAUGACACUACCAGAGAGACAGGAGAGACAGGAUAAGAGAAAGUAAAGAGAGAGCAUGUGACACUCACAUGUUGGCUGUGAGGGAGAACACUGAUAGUGGUGACUAUUUGUAGGUGUACCUGUAGGUUACAUGUUCCUGACUACAAAACUUUGACACAAAAUUUGCAUUCCUCUUUGGGUUGGCAGAACGAAGUGUGGGAGCACAGCUAAGCACCCCACCCCCACCCCCACAACCCACCCCUUUCAGAGGCCAUGGAGGAAGCCAAAGUCACUGAAGUUCCCCACCUGGAGCGGAGGGUCCGGCAGCGGAAAGAGCCCAUGACCGUUCUGAAGACCAAGCUGAGCCGUAGCCUGUCCUGCUCUGUGCCCAGGGUCAAGAACACCUUGACUGGGUUCUUCCCUGUGGUGCUCUGGCUCCCCAAGUACAAACUGAAAGAGUAUAUCUGGGGUGAUCUCAUGUCAGGCCUCAUCAUAGGCAUCAUCCUGGUGCCCCAGGCCAUCGCCUACUGCCUGCUGGCCGGAGUGGACCCUAUCUAUGGCCUCUACACUUCCUUCUUCGCCAACAUAAUCUACUUCUUCAUGGGGACCUCCAGGCACGUGUCUGUGGGCAUCUUCAGUCUUAUGAGCCUCAUGGUGGGCCAGGUUGUGGACAGAGAGGUGUAUAUGGCAGGGUUCGAGCUGGAUGAUACCAAAGCAGCCACGGUAGAUGGAUUCUUAAACGUAACAGAAGACUCAGACAGCUCAGCCGUCAACCUGACAAUAGGGGCCUUCGGCAUGGAGUGUGGGAAAGAAUGUUAUGCCAUCAGCAUCGCAGCAUCCUUGACGUUUUUGGCUGGGAUUUACCAGGUAUUGAUGGCUGUGUUCAGACUGGGCUUUGUCUCCGUCUACCUCUCUGCUCCCAUGCUGGAUGGCUUCGCCACAGGCGCAUCGUUCACCAUCCUCACCGUCCAAGCCAAGUACCUACUGGGGCUCAAGAUCCCUCGCCACCAGGGCUACGGCACUGUGGUGGUCACCUGGAUCAAUAUCUUCAGUAACAUCCAGAACACCAACUACUGUGACCUCAUCACCAGCGUCAUCUGCAUCUCUGUCCUGGUGUUGGGGAAGGAGCUCCAAGAUCGCUACAAGGAUCGUCUGAAGAUCCCUCUGCCCACAGAGCUGGUAGUGGUGGCGGGCGCUACACUGGUGUCCCACUUUGCAGACUUCCAUGGACGGUACGACUCCAGUGUUUCUGGUGCUAUCCCCACAGGCUUCAUCCCCCCUAAGGUGCCCAGUUUUGGUCUGAUGCCCCGGGUGGCCUUCGAUGCCAUCCCACUGGCUGUGAUCAGCUUUGCCUUCACGGUUUCCCUCUCUGAGAUGUUUGCCAAGAAGAACGGCUACACCGUCCGGCCCAACCAGGAGAUGUUGGCCAUUGGUUUCUGUAACAUUAUCCCUUCCUUCUUCCACUGUUUCACCACCAGUGCUGCCCUGGCUAAAACUAUGGUGAAAGACUCCACGGGCUGCCAGACUCAGGUCUCCAGCAUUGUAAGUGCCUUUGUCGUUCUCCUGGUCCUGCUCUUCUUUGCCCCCUUCUUUUAUUCCCUCCAGAAGUGCGUCCUGGCCUGUAUCAUCAUCGUCAGCCUGAGGGGAGCUCUCCGUAAGUUCAGAGACGUGCCCAGUAAGUGGCGCGUCAGUAAGAUGGACGCUGUCGUCUGGAUGGUGACUAUGAGUGCCUCAGCACUGAUCAGUGUGGAGAUGGGGCUGGUGGUUGGGGUGGUUUUCUCUAUCCUCUGUAUCAUCGUCCAGACCCAGAAGCCCAAGGUUUCGCUGCUAGGACAGGUCCAUGACACUGUCUACUACGAGGAUUUGGAGGAGUAUGAAAACCUCAUGUCCCUCCCUAAAGUGAAGAUCUUCCGCUUCCAGGCCCCGCUCUACUAUGCAAACAAGGACUUCUUCCUGAAGUCGCUGUACAAGGCCGUGGGCGUGGAACCCUUCCUGGAGAUGACCAGGAGGAUGGAAGCAGAGAAAAAAUCUGAAAAAAUGGCAGCGAAGGAAGUCGGGAGAGACGACAAGACUAAUGGAGAGGUGAAUGUAGGGCUGGUAUCCAGAGAACUUGACUUCCACACUAUCAUCUUAGACUGCUCUGCCAUGCCCUUCGUAGACUCCACAGGGAUGCAAACCUUCAAAGGGAUCAUUAAAGACUAUAAGGAGGUGGGUGUCACAGUGCUGCUAGCAAGCUGUAAUACAACGGUCAUAGAUUCUCUCAGACAAGGCUCUUUCUUUGGGAAGGCUGACAAAGACAUGGAACGCUUGUCAUUCUAUACUGUACACACUGCAGUUCAAUUUGCCAAUGACAGGGCAACAUCUGCAUUUAUUGGUGACACAUUGGUGUAGACCAGAGCCGUAUAUUUCCAAAUAAAUGGAUAUGUAAAUAAAUGGCUUUGGUCAGGGAUGGACUGGCCUGGCAAUUCUGGAAAAUGCCAGAUAGGCUGGACAAUUUUUCUGUUGGGUGGCUUGGUCAAAAUUGACACACACACAAACAAAAAUGUUUUUAUAUCAAAAUAAAACAAUUAAAAAGGUGACAUCGCCGGCGGUCCAUGGGCCUGGUAGCCCUUCACACUCACAGCCCCUGUCAUCCCCUGUACGGGUUGAAAAUGGCAGAUUUGGUCACUCAUAAGCAUCUAAAUCUGAAUGCAGUGGCUGUACAGUAAUGUACUAUAUAUGAUGUCAGAACAAGCUCUUUACUUUACAGCCCUGUGUGCGAUUCAACUGACAGUCAUUCUAAACAUGUGUACCACGUACAAUAAAAUAAAUGCCCCCAAACCCUCCUGCUAAUUGGGCUAGUAGUUAAGCAACAUUUUUGUGGUCUGAGUGAGGGGACGCUGUAAAUUGAGAGGAGUCAAUGUGUUCUGACAGAUGACACGUUGAGGAUUAUAAGAAACACUGCUGUGAUGUCAUACAAGCAAACCACACACCCAGAAGUCCAAAUGUGCACUUCACAUUUCCAUAUUUGAAAACUGAUGUAAUUUACCGUAUCAACAAUCAUGAUAGCUAUAUUUGAUGUACAGUUACACGAAUGACAAGCGUCAUACCAUGGGUUGUCCUGAACAGAAUGUUUGUCAUAUUGUGAAGAAAAUUGGCUGCGGAACACACACUUGAAGGACUCCAUUCUAUGCGCACAAAAAUUACAAUAUGUUUGUCUGAAGUGCCUUGUGAAAGCCUAACACUGUAAGAUCCUAUUUUAUAACUAGUCAUGUUGGCAAUAGAAUAAGCUUUCAAAUGAUGUCCACCUGACCCAGAUUGUGAUUUAUAAUGGAACGUUUGUUUUGGACGUAAUUGUGUGAUGGUGGGGACGCAGGGCUGUGUUCCAAACAAAAGACUGUAGGUGUCCUUGCUUCAGUUCCUCAACGGCAAAGCUAGGAGAUCAAAAAAAAACACCUUUAAGUUGAAGGCUCUUUCCUUGUGUCAUAAAAGUGCAUUGAAAUGACUUAGGUACUGUGCACAGUUCGGAGAGGUGUGUGUCCACUUGAAGACACCAGUUAGACCUCUCACUCAAGCCCUUGUAAUAAUGUUUGCACCUACCCCAAAAUUGCAGUGAAUAUUCUUAUCUUAUGAUUGUAUUCGUCAUCAACAAAUGCAGCGAAAAUUACAGUAAAUGUUAAACGCAGAUGAAAUCAACAGCGUAAUGUUUGGAUUUGUUUGGUCUUGUGUCAGGUGAACUGUUGUGUUCUCACAUUUGGUCUGAUCAUUUCCUUCAAUUUAUACCAUGGUCAUGCAUAUACUUUUUAUAUUUCUUCUGUUAGAAACUAUCCAUAUAGGUGUAAAGGGUUAAAGAUGUACCAAGCAGAAAUCUCUCCGACAUUUCCUGGUUGCUAAAAUUCUAAUACUGUAGUUCACCUAAUUUCAGUUUGUGACAAAAUAAGCAAGUCUAGUGUAGAGAAUCAUUGUACAAUCUGUGAAACAUAUUUUCCAUAAGCAAAAAUAUUGUAUUUUCAGCUGUUUGAAGCUGGUGUAUAAAACCGAAAGUAAAAGACACAAAAACCAAAUUUAAGACUGGGAAGCAUAGAAAUGGCGCUCAUAGAACAGAUCUACUGCUUCUUAGACUUGCUUUCAAGAAGAAUGACAAAUCUAUAAAUCACAUUUCUAUCAAAUUUGCCUUUGGUUGUUCUGUGGGCAACGGCUGAGCUGAGGUCACGCAAACUCACCUUCAAGGUCAAAUGUGGCAUCAGACCUUCCCCGACUCUGUCAUAAGUUAUACAGCCAAGAUCAUAAAAAACGGAAAGGUGUUCAUAAACGUAGCAAGAGCAAGUUGUACAUUGUCACCUCAAAGAUCCUAUUUUGUUGGCGGCUAAACCUAUGAUUUGGUCAAACAGUAAAGUGUAUUAUCCUCAUGA
Messenger RNA from Oncorhynchus nerka (sockeye salmon), 4418 nucleotides. Its product is annotated as sulfate transporter-like. Bases 301 to 2418 code for a protein of 705 amino acids. Gene Ontology annotation, biological process: transmembrane transport. NCBI's taxonomy places the organism in Eukaryota, Metazoa, Chordata, Actinopteri, Salmoniformes, Salmonidae. The record is from RefSeq and is a predicted model, not a curated record. The transcript has 3 exons. Gene Ontology annotation, molecular function: secondary active sulfate transmembrane transporter activity; oxalate transmembrane transporter activity; bicarbonate transmembrane transporter activity. Gene Ontology annotation, cellular component: plasma membrane.